AAGAUCAUGCAGAACAUCUUCCUGAUCGCAAUAAUUAUAUAAAACUUCCUAAUGAAAUUGUUCUACAAUCACAGAACUUACAAGACUUAAUAAGCUUUGUAUAUCCUGAUCUUACAUCUCCUAAUACUAAUUCUUCUUAUUUUAUAGAUCGUGCAAUUUUAGCUCCCAAAAAUACUGACGUUUCUUUACUUAAUUCGACUACUAUGAAUCUAUAUUCAGGUCAAAAAUUUGAAUAUUUAAGCGCAGAUCUCAUCGACAAUUCUACAGGAUCUAAUAGACAUAAUUAUGAAACUCUAUAUCCUCUUGAAUAUCUACAUUCGUUAAACAAAAGUGGCUUACCUCCCCAUAAAUUAUCUCUUAAAAUAGGUGCUUCCAUUAUGUUGCUUCAUAAUAUUAAUCCAUCGGAAGGUCUUUGUAAUGGAACACGAUUGAUUUGCUGCACUUUUUCCCAACAUGUUAUCGAAGUUCAAGUUAUCUCCGGAAAACACACAGAA
Cetraspora pellucida is the source of this 494-nucleotide messenger RNA. Lineage: Eukaryota; Fungi; Glomeromycota; Glomeromycetes; Diversisporales; Gigasporaceae. The record is from the annotation of a GenBank genome assembly.